AUGCUGCUGCGUCGCCCUCAAAAGGGAGUAGCCGCGCUCAAUGCGUUGCGGAAGGCUAGUGCGUCAGCUUCUCCUUCUUCCAGUGCAUGCAUGUGGAUUGCCUCUGCUUCUCGCUCCAUCCACGUCCCUGUUUUCGCCAUGGCUGCAACACAUAUGGGCGGGAGAUCGGUAUUGAACGCGCCACGAAACAAACAUGCGAACAAGCGUUGUCCCCUUCAAGUCCGGGAAGUUCAUGGGCCUAACCCUCUUCCACCUCGUCCAGAAAUCAUUCAUGACAUGGUGCAUUUCAAAGUCACUCCCAACAGACAUUCACUGGGUGUGAAGAAAGUAAGCACGGGAGAGAAGGAUGUCUGGGACAAUCCAUUCCAGCAUUCCGUGUGGUCCGAGGAGGAGAUCUACGCUGUUCAGAAAACCCACGUGGAUCCGAAAGACACGGCAGAUUCGAUCGCGUAUCGUGCUGUUCAAACGGCUAGAUGGAUGUUUGAUACACUGUCUGGCUAUAAAAUCGGACAAUUGACUGAAUCGAAGGUCAUCAAUCGUGCAAUCUUCCUUGAAACAGUGGCUGGAGUACCUGGGAUGGUAGGAGGGAUGCUUCGCCAUCUGAGGUCUCUGAGGACAAUGACUCGCGAUCAUGGCUGGAUUCACACACUGCUGGAGGAAGCUGAGAACGAGCGGAUGCACCUGCUUACCUUUGUCACUAUCAAGAAGCCUGGCCCGAUUUUCCGAUGGGCUGUUCUUGGAACACAAGGAGUCUUCAUGAACUUAUUCUUCGUCACGUACCUGAUCUAUCCCAAGAUUUGCCAUAGAUUCGUCGGAUACCUCGAAGAAGAAGCUGUUAAGACGUACACAGAUAUUCUCAAUGCCAUUGAUGAUGGGAGGCUUUCGUCAUUCCGAAAUGCUCGUGCGCCACAAAUAGCGAUUGACUAUUGGCACAUGAAACCCGAUGCUACCAUGCGAGAUUUGUUCCUUGUGGUCAGAGCUGAUGAGGCAAACCAUCGAGAUGUGAAUCACAUGUUUGCAAGCCUCGGACUGCACGAAACCAAUCCACUUGUGAAGAAAUCAUCUGCUAAGAAACGAGAAUUGGUGGACCGUAAGCAAGAGCACAAACAAUUCGUCAAAGAAGUCUUGCUGAACUGGAACAAGAGUGGAACUGGGUCGUUGAGCUACGACGAGCUUCGCCAGUGGUUGUCAUCUAUCUCCAAAGGACGAGAUGUCUCUGACCAUGAGGUCAAGUGGGUAAUGUCUAUGGCUGCUGCUAGCAAGAAACAAGAUUACACGCUCCUGUCGCUUGAACCGGAAUAUUUCACUACUGCAGCCGAGGCAUGGCUCUCAGAUGUGAUUGAUGAAGUUUUCGAGAAGCACGAUGUGGACAAGGAUGGUUCACUCAACCGGGAUCAACUCAAGACGCUUUUGAUGGAGCUGAAUGACAACAUCAUGCCGACAGACGAAGAGGUAAAGUGGGUCUUGGAUCAUGCUGAUGUCAUUGGAGAUGGUGUCAUCGACAAGCCUGAGCUGAUGAAAGCUAUUUCUCUGUGGUAUGUUCAUAUUGCUUCAGAUGAAGCAGGUGAUGAGCAACGCGCUACCUCUGCCAUUGGAUACGGCUCAUAA
Guillardia theta CCMP2712 is the source of this 1608-nucleotide messenger RNA. RefSeq lists its product as hypothetical. Gene Ontology annotation, molecular function: alternative oxidase activity; calcium ion binding. The record is from RefSeq and is a predicted model, not a curated record. Bases 1 to 1608 code for a protein of 535 amino acids. The transcript is spliced from 14 exons. NCBI's taxonomy places the organism in Eukaryota, Cryptophyceae, Pyrenomonadales, Geminigeraceae. Gene Ontology annotation, cellular component: mitochondrion. Gene Ontology annotation, biological process: alternative respiration.